AUGCCAAUUAAAAUCGGAUUAGUAGGCGCUGGAGAAGUAACACAGACGAUUGUUCUUCCCAAUCUCAGGCUAUUGUCCGAUCUCUACGAGGUGAAUGCACUAUGCGAUAUCUCCCAGCAGACACUCGAGCACGUCUCCACCAAGUUCAACAUCAAACAAACAUACACCGACUACACUCAGAUGAUUGAAGAGGGUGAUAUUGAGGCGGUAAUGGUGUUAACAGCUGACGAAUACCAUGCUCCAAUCGCAGUCGAGGCUCUGCAACACAAGAAGGCAGUCUUCGUUGAGAAGCCGAUGGCAUUAUCGCAGCAAGCCGCUGCUUUGAUCAUUAAAGCACGCGAUGAGAACAACGGCGUCGUUUUUGUCGGAUAUCAGCGCAGAUACUCUCCAGCAUUCGAGGAGGCUGUCCAAAUAGUGAGGGGAAUGUCAUCGAUCUCCUACUGCAGGGUAAGAGAUAUAAUCGGGCCCAACAGCAUCUUUGUUGGACAGUCAGGGACGUUCCCACGCAAGUAUACAGAUUUCCCUGAAACCUCAUCAGCGGAUAUGAAGAGGCGCUCGAGCGAGAUAGCGGAACAGGCACUCGGGAGUGCUGAGACCGAUAGUCAGGCGUACAAUCUGUACAGACUGCUAGGAUCGCUCGGCUCACACGACCUCUCGGCUAUGAGAGAAUUAUUAGGCAUUCCCAAGGGCGUUUGUGGUGUUUCAAACACCACUCCGUCUAAUGCCGGUGGCUUCUUUACGGCCAUGUUUGAUUAUGGCGGGUUCGUCGCAAUGUACGAGACAGGCGUUGACCAGGUGGGCUUGUUCGACGCGCACAUAGAAGUGUAUGGAGAUGGAAAGAGAGUAAAGGUAGAAUUUGACACCCCAUAUGUCAAGGGAUUGCCUGUAAAGCUGGUCGUGGGCGAGAGCGAUAAGGACGGAAGAUACAUUGAGCGCGUUGUCAGACCCACGUACGAAGACGCAUAUACUAUCGAGUACAAGGCAUUCUACGAUGCUGUUCGAAAUGGUAAGCAGUACAAGACUACAGCUGACGACGCCAGGUGUGAUUUAGAAAUAUUCAAAAUGAUAACUGAUGCAUUUGUAAGGCAAGACAAGUAA
Messenger RNA from Wallemia ichthyophaga EXF-994, 1098 nucleotides. RefSeq names its product Inositol 2-dehydrogenase. The coding region runs from base 1 to 1098 and encodes 365 amino acids. NCBI's taxonomy places the organism in Eukaryota, Fungi, Basidiomycota, Wallemiomycetes, Wallemiales, Wallemiaceae. The transcript has a single exon. Gene Ontology annotation, cellular component: cytoplasm. Gene Ontology annotation, molecular function: oxidoreductase activity; nucleotide binding. Gene Ontology annotation, biological process: NADPH regeneration. The record is from RefSeq and is a predicted model, not a curated record.